Molecule: messenger RNA, 213 nt
Organism: Danaus chrysippus (African queen)
Lineage: Eukaryota; Metazoa; Arthropoda; Insecta; Lepidoptera; Nymphalidae
Source: the annotation of a GenBank genome assembly
AUGGAGGCCAUUCUCAACUGUCAGCCAACAUAUUUGAUCGGCAACCGCUUCACAAAGAAAACCUUCCCCGGCGUACCGCACAUACAGUAUCACCUCUGUCGCUCCAGUACAAACAUGCUGCUUAAAAUAGAGAACCAACUCCUCCAGCGGCACAGGCAGAGAGAGACAACAGGCAUCAAAAAGCUGUACAAUUCAUUCUUCGUCCUUUUCUAA